AUGUCGGACUCAGCGAGCAGUCACAGAAGCAUCACAUCCCACCAAAAACGAACAAGAACAAUCUUCCCCCUCGCCCAUCCUCCCCCCAAAUCAGCCCAAAAACUACGCCUCAACCCCAAACUCCUCCUCCAAAUCCAGCAGCUCUCGCCAUCAAACAGACCAGUCGCGAUCCUCGAAGUAUGGCAGCCGUCGAUAUUCACCGGGCGGGUUGCGAAGGAGUUUCCGAAUCAGCCGCGCGUACGGUCGGGGGAUGUAUACGUUACGCAGAGUGAGGGGUAUACGAAUCUACAACAUGCUCGGAAUGAGAGCGAAGAGGGGGAUGAGGAAGGAGGGAGCGGGGAGAAGGAUUUGGUGGGCGUUAUUGGGAAAGGAGGGGAGGCGUCGGAGAUAUAUGCUUCCUCUGGGAGGGUGUGGGAGGCGAAGAAUGUGGAGAGCGGGUAUCGGUUUGAGGUGAAGGAUGGGGACGAAGUGAGGGUGUUGGAGUGGGAGAGGAAGAGGGGGUCCAAGGCGAAAGAGUCGGAGAUGUUUGUGCUCUGUAUAGCGGAUGAGAAGGGAUUGCGCAGGCCGUGGAUUGCAGAGAUGAGUCGAGUGUGUAUUGAAGUGAAAGGGUGGGAUCGAGCUGUUAGAGAUCAUCUGAGUGACUGGGUGGGCAGGGACGAUGAGCAUUGGGAUGCGGGGUUUUAUACGCUGAUUUUGAUGUUUGGUGUUUAUGCUGCGUCACAAGAGGGCUGGUUUUCAUGA
This is a messenger RNA of Aspergillus wentii DTO 134E9, 741 nucleotides long. RefSeq lists its product as uncharacterized. The coding region runs from base 1 to 741 and encodes 246 amino acids. Lineage: Eukaryota; Fungi; Ascomycota; Eurotiomycetes; Eurotiales; Aspergillaceae. The record is from RefSeq and is a predicted model, not a curated record. The transcript is spliced from 2 exons.